GCUGUGGAGGGGGUGUGUGUGCAUAUGUGUGUGCAGUUAGAGUGUCUGCAGCAGGCACAGACAGUAGGGCUUGGCUACAGCAGUGGUGUUUUGCUUUGUUCAGAAAUCAGGGAAAAGGAGACAGCAACGGGUUGGCUGUUUCUGAGAAGUCCCCCGGAUUGCUUAUCCCGGAAGAAUCAGAGCGGAAGGGAGGAAGAGGAGGAGGGGAAAAGAGGCUUUGAAAUUUGCUUUCUUUUCCCUGAAGUGCAAAUAAGCUUGGGACACCUGAACCUGCUAUGCCAACUGAACUCCCUCACCUGGUGAGAAUGCAUGCCAUCUCUGACCUGCCCUCCUCCCUGACAGCACGGCUUCUCCACAAGGGUCCAGAGUACCUUCGCAAGCAGAUGGAGGCAGGCAACCCUAGUAGGAAGAGCGCUGUGGAAAGGCUGGCAGCAGAUAAGGCCAAAUAUGUGAAAAGCCAGCAAGUCAUCGGCAGGAAGCAGCUGCCAGCCAUCACCCUCAGCUCAACUUCUGAAAGCAGCAGCGAGAAUUGCUCAGUGGAAAGCAAGAAGAUUGAGCACUUGGGUGAGGAGAAAGACACAACAGCCAAGGUUCCCAGGGCUGCAGAGCUGAGCCCAGCAGCCCUGCAGGGUGGUCCUCCCAUUGUGAGGCGCAACAGUGCUAAAAGGCAGAUCAGGCCAGAUUCCUUGGUGAUCUAUCGUCAGAAGUGUGAAUUCGUCAGAGGCCAAAGCCAGGAGAAUACUCGUGGGAAUUUGGUCCGGAGGUUGUUCCAGGGCUCCUUCAAGGAAAAGCAGCGGGUUUCUGAGGUGUCCAGAGUUGUACUCAAGGAAGAAACCAUUCCUGAAAUGGAAGGGACUGUCUUGGGCAAAGACACAAGUCAUAACUAUGAUCUAGAAGGACAGAAUUCACCCACAAAGGCAAACCCAGUGCCCAUUCUUGCCAGCAGAUGCAAAAAUGCCCUAAAUGUGACUUCAGCACCUUAUGACGUAAAGGAAAUGAGGCGGAAAGGUCUUCAAAGAUCUCAAUCGGAUAUCAGUUCCCGAUAUUCAAAACCUUUCUCUGAAUUUGACACUUUUUUUAAGAACUGUGGCCUCACACCUGAAGUAAUAGAAGAUCUAGGCCAAGAGAACUUUUCUGUGGCUUCAGACAACUUCUCAUUCCAUAUCCACAGCAUCAGCGGGGCGACGUCAGAAAGCAAUUUCACAAGGCACAGUGGUGAAGAUGGACUCCUGGAAGAAGAGGUCACAGAACAGGCGCCUAGUGGAACCUCUGUGAUUGAACGCAAUGCUCGGAUAAUCAAGUGGCUGUACAUGUGCAAGAAAGCCAAAGAGGCAAAUGUGAUGAUGCAGGACUUUCCAUAAAGACUGCUUACUUCACAGACACCCAGAAUAGAAGCAUUUGAUGAAGACUGAACUCAAUAGAGAAUGGAUUUACAGCAACCAUUUCUGUCUCACUUCUUCACCUUAGAAACAGAAGAAUCCUUGUUGCUUCUUUAAAGGCUGAAUUGAAAGCUGAAGCUCAGACUCAAAAAAUCAAAAUGGAUGCUCCUUACUGUCGUUAUGGUCAAGCCGAAAGCAAGAGUUAUCUUGAUUCACACACAGACCUCCUCUGACGUACAUUUUAAUAGCAAAGCAGAAACCUAUAGUUAAUUGUCUCUGAGAGAUAAUUUCAUUGUUUGCAACAAUUCCUGAGAAAAGCAUAAUUUCUGCAAAAGAAAACUGUGUGCACAGUGUGAAGGGUGAGAAAGGUACAUGUCUACUUUGUGGUUUGUACUUAUAAUAGGAUACUACAUCUGAUGGAUGUGUGGGACAAGUUAAAUGUUUGGAAAUAAUUCUCUCCAAGAUUCUGGUCCAAAUUGCUCAGUUGAUGUUUACAGUGGAAUAGAUAGGGUUUUCUCUAAAUAUAGAAAACUGCCUUCCAUCAUCUAUCUAUCUAUCUAUCUAUCUAUCUAUCUAUCUAUCUAUCUAUCUAUCUAUCUAUCUAUCUAUCUAUCUAUCUAUCUAUCUAUCUAUCUAUCUAUCUAUCUAUCUCUAUCAUCUCAGAAGUAACUGAGGUGACACAUCACAGGAAGCCAUAAUAGAAUGGUUUUGUCUGUGUUGAAUAUGUUGUGCAAACUCAGACCUCUGGGUUUAUGGAGCUUAGUGCAAUGCACGAACUGCAAGGGCUUAUUUAAGAAACCAUGAUUUAAGCAUGAAGAAUGAGCCCUGCCAGUACUGUCUUCAGCAAAUUACACCCACUCCAGGAUUUCAGAGAAGAGACUUCGUGGCACUGCCUACAGCCCAACUGCUUGACCUGGAACUCUUCCUUCCCUUCCACUACUUCAUAGUCCUAAAAAGUCACCCCUGAAAGCUGCAUCCAUAUAAACCAACUGGCAAUCCAACCCCAGUUCUCACGUUUGCAAAGUAAGACUUUUCUCUUGUAGUUGUUGUUGACUCAGCUUUAAUGUGCCAUGGUACUAAACAGUUGCUCCCAAAUAAUAGAAUAAUGUUCAUUAUUACAAAAUGGCAUUGCUUUUUUUUUUUUAGUGGUACAGCUAGGUUGUGUGGGCAAAUGCCUGGUUUAGACAAGCCUGCAGGCAUAGAGCUGUCUGGGGUAGUUACAGUGUCUAUGAGAAGAUGGUUUCUGAUUGUGGUUUCCCAGUUCCUUUGCCACCUGGGAAUCGCUGGCUGUCAUUUCUAUAAUAGCAAGCAAGUGCAAACAUGUCUUUCUCUGCUAUUUCAGAAAGACAGAAAAUAAGGUUCUUUUUCCCCUGCGUUGGCAUUUAUAUAUAGCAGAACUGGCCAUGGCUGUCUGUCUGUCUGUCUAUUUAUCUAGAUAGAUAGAUGAUAGAUAGAUAGAUAGAUAGAUAGAUAGAUAGAUAGAUAGAUAGAUAGAUAGAUAGAUAGAUAGCAGAGUUUAUGCUGAAUAACCAAACUUCCUACAGUCAAAAUCAAAAUGAUUUUUCUGCCUUGGAAAAUGUGGGCCAGCUCUUAUGAUCAUACUAGAGGCUUGUCUGAACAUUCCUCAUUCCUUAAAUGGUAGCAGUCCUUUUGUCUACGGCUGGCAUGCACAGACUAGAAGUCAGAAACCAGCUUGUGCUAAUGCAAACCCAUCUUUCCACUGUGGUGGGAUAAGGUUUGGUCUUGGAUUUCUCAUUCUCCUGCAGUAUUCCUGAGGCUGUUUUGGGUUAGCAGAGGUCAAAUACAAAAAAGGAUCUCUCUUAAAAGAUGGUUCCCAUUGCUGCUCAAUACAAUAUAAUGUCUUUUUUUCUUCUUCUUUUCCCUGAAACCUCCUAGUUGCAAUAGUUUUGCAGGAUUGGAAACAGUCUCUCCCUGGUCCCCAGCUGCGGAGGACCAUGGGUUGUGCUAAGCCAUAUUGUUAUUGCUUUGGAUGUGCCUUACUGCAAUUGUGAAUCCAGCCAAUGUGCUUUAUAAACCAUAGUUUAUGGCACAGUUGCACAAUGUCCACCCAUCUGAGGGCUGCUUUGUGCAGCAUGUUGAGCAUUAGGGCUUGGGGAGGGUGGGGUUUCAGGGUUUUUUAAGCUGAAAUGGGAGAGUUGAGCAUCUGCGAGGAUUAGGCACUCAUUUUCUCCUUAAAACCCCCCAAACUGUAAGAGAAUCCUCCACUGUGAGGGGCAGCUCUAGGUGCCAUAAAGGCAAAUUUUAACAUUAAGCACUAUGGAGUAUUCAAGAAACUAUGGUUAAAACAAAUCACAGCUUAGUAUGCGAGAAAAUCCAGCCAUCAUGUCCUGCCUGCAGGUUUCCAGAAGUGAUUAGUUGAUCAUUGCAGGAAACUGGAUGGUAGCUUAGACAGGAGUUUGUUCUGAUCCUACAGAUGUUAUCUUUAAAAUUGAUUAAAUAUAUUAAAAAUUACUACAAAUUCCAUCUGCUGCAGUCCAUUGCUGUUUCUCCUGCUCCUUCUCUUUCUCCUUCUUCUGCCACCCAUUGCCCCAAAUUGUUGGCUUGUUCUUAAUGUGUGUCCUUUAGAUAACAUAUUGUUCAGCCUCCACCACUGAAUGAUUGCUGAUCCCAGUGUGUAAGAGAGCUUUGUUUAUGUAGAUAUGCAUGCAGGGUUCAGGAGUGAAAUAUUUCUUAUUUUAAUUUAUUCUCAUCUUAGGAAGUUAAGCCAGCACUUUAAGUGCUAAUUAAUAGAGUAUAUUAGUAUGAAAAAUAUGCUUGGUAAACAAUAAGUGGCUAUUUGGCCUUUAGUAAAUGUAGCCUAUUUUUGCUUUGGAUGUUAAUAUUAAACCCUCAUUAAAAGAGGUGAGUGCGCGCUAUAAUAGAUGUGUCAUGAACAUAACAUGUCCAUCACGUCCAGUUCUCUCAGAUCCGCUCUUAUCUACAGAAUAUGUCAUGUAAUUGUAUUUUAAGGUUACUGCUGAAAAGUGUUUGCGAAAUCUGUUUUUUUUUUUACCGUAAUGAGAUUUGUUAGAAACAAAAUGCUGCUAACAUGGAAGAAAGUUUAUUACUGGUGUGUGUGUGUGUGUGUGUGUGUGUGUAUCUAUAUCUUUAUCUAUAAUGUAAAAUGUGUCAAAGAUGCUGAUCCAAAAGGAAAUCCACUGUAGUUUUUGCACUUUCCAGAGUAUGUUAAGUUAUUUAUUUAAUUAUUGUGAAAAGCAAAGGACAGAAGCAUUUCCCCUUUAAACUCCACAGCCAAGGUGAUACCUAGUUCUCUAAAACGAUGAAUUAAUUUGUGUGAAAAUGUUUUGGCCCCAUGAAUAAAACUAAUGAUUUCAUUGAG
This is a messenger RNA of Candoia aspera, 4719 nucleotides long. RefSeq names its product family with sequence similarity 110 member C (gene FAM110C). The record is from RefSeq and is a predicted model, not a curated record. The coding region runs from base 276 to 1361 and encodes 361 amino acids. Gene Ontology annotation, molecular function: alpha-tubulin binding. The transcript is spliced from 2 exons. Gene Ontology annotation, biological process: regulation of cell projection assembly; positive regulation of cell migration. Lineage: Eukaryota; Metazoa; Chordata; Lepidosauria; Squamata; Candoiidae. Gene Ontology annotation, cellular component: cell cortex.